CUGCCGCUGGUCCGGGUAGCGGGUUGUAAGGGCUGGGGUGGCGUCAUGUACGGAAGCCUGUGUUUGACGACUUACAGCAAACGUUUUGUGCGCCUUUCUCCCAUCCAGCAAGCAUUUGUUUAACAGCUAUUGCAAGGUCCUGUAAUUAGUUUAGGAUGAGUUGACACGGCCUCCCUCUGUUCGCAUGUAUUUCACAAGACCCACUUAUAAAUAAAUGACUACUAUACUGGAUAAGGAAGGGCCAAAACUGGGGUGAAUUGAGUUGGGCGCAGAAUGCAAAGAGGUGCCCCCGAAGUCUGUAAUCCAGAUACAUAUAUUUUAAUGCAGUGUAUUUAAACGUCAAAAAUAAUGCAAAAGAAAUUCAUGAUUGACAAAAUCCCAUUAUUUUAAAUAAAGACAGAAUCGGUAACCAUGCCAUGCUGAGCUGUAUUGGAGCGUGAGGCCAAAGGAAAUACUAGUAAUACACACCCUAUGACUUCAGGUAGCCAGAUGGGGAACGAUAUUCUUGGUACUGAGCAGGAUAAUGCAAAGAUGAGAAGAUGAAAAGAGCCUCUGGUUAAGGUGAAACUGGAGAGUUUUAAGUUCUUCCAGGCAUGAAGCAGUAAUUAUCCUUACUCAAAACAUUGCCAAUUAAGAUGGGACCACAAGCCAAGGCCUAAAAGAAAUUCCCAGACCCUGAUUGUCAGUAAAGAAAAACUGGAUCCGUAUCAUUGACCCUACACACUUUAGUUAACUGAAGCCUUGUGCUCCCUGAUUUAUUAAUUAUGAGAUCGAGGAGGGUAUCAUUUUUAUAGCUUAAGACGUUUUACCUUGACCCCACAAAAAUAUUCUUUGUUGGAAGACGGUGAUGGUUAUCUAUCUCAAUAUCAAAGUCCACAGUAGUCUCUAUUAGUCUGUCAGUAAUGGACUUUAAUGGAUUCUCUUUUAGAGCCCCCGUCUCUAUCCAUAGGUUAAAGUCCAUGAAACCAUUGCACUUGUGCCUUGUAACAUACGGAGAAAGCAAAAGAGAAUGAAAAUGCACUCAGCUAGUCGGUGGUGCCUGAGCAUCUAGGCAGUUCUUCAGUCAUCAUGGGUAUCCGAGGACUAAUGAGUUUUGUAGAAGAUCAUAGCAAUGAGUUCUUCACUGAUUUGAAGGUGCGGGACACAAAAAUUGUCAUUGACGGCUAUGCUCUCUUCCACCGGCUUUGCUUCAACUCAAACUUGGAACUUCGAUAUGGAGGGGACUAUGACUCUUUUGCAGAUGUUGUACAAAAAUUCUUUGAAUCACUGUUUGCUUGUAAUAUCUGUCCAUAUGUUGUGUUAGAUGGAGGAUGUGACAUUUCAGAUAAAAAGCUUAAAACUUUAAAGGAUCGAGCCAGAGAGAAGAUCCAGAUGGCUCAUUCCCUUUCUGUUGGUGGGGGUGGGUAUGUGUGUCCCUUACUCAUCCGGGAAGUGUUCAUACAGGUUUUAAUUAAGCUACAGGUGUGUUUUGUCCAAUGCUUUUCAGAAGCAGAUCGGGACAUUAUGACACUGGCUAAUCAUUGGAAUUGCCCUGUGUUAUCGUCAGAUAGUGACUUUUGCAUUUUUGACCUAAAAACUGGGUUUUGCCCACUGAAUAGCUUUCAGUGGAGAAAUGUGAGCACUAUCAAAGGCACAGGAGACUGCUAUAUCCCUGCCAAAUGCUUUUCCAUUGACGCACUCUGCCGUCACUUCAGCAAUAUGAAUAAAGCUCUCUUACCUCUCUUUGCGGUGCUGUGUGGAAAUGAUCAUAUCAAUCUACCCAUCAUGGACACAUUCUUAAGUAAAGUCCAUCUGCCUCUUGGAGCUACCAGUUCAAAGGGGAGGAGACACCACCGAGUUUUGGGACUUCUGAAUUGGUUAUCUCAUUUUGCCAACCCUACCGAAGCACUAGAUAACGUUCUGAAAUAUCUCCCAAAAAAGGAUCGAGAAAAUGUGAAGGAAAUUCUCUGCUGUUCCAUGGAAGAAUACCAGCAAUCCCAGGUGAAGUUGCAGGACUUCUUCCAGUAUGGUACUUAUGCCUGUCCUGCCGCCUUGAAUCUGGACUUACCAGAAUGGGUAUUAGUGGCAUUGGCCAAAGGCCAGCUAUCUCCUUUCAUCAGCGACGCUUUGGUGCUAAGACGGACCAUUCUUCACACACAGGUGGAAAAUAUGCAGCAACCAAAUGCCCACAGAAUAUCCCUGCCCAUCCGUCAAAUCAUCUAUGGGCUUCUUUUGAAUGCUUCCCCACAUCUGGAAAAUGUGUCCUGGAAUGCGUUGCCUUCUCAGCCUCCAGCUUUCAGCGAAGUGGAAAGGAUUAAUAAAAAUAUCAAGACAUCAAUUGUUAAUGCAGUAGAACUGCCCAAGGAUUAUUCUGACUUAAGCAAAUUGACUGAGCUCUCCUUGGCCAAAAGGCAGAUACUUCUGUUAGAAACCCUGAAGGUGAAACAGACCAUCCUGGAGCCAAUCCCUUCUUCAUUGAAGUUGCUCGUUUCAGUCAGUUGCUACUGGUUGCAGCACACAGAGGCCAAGGCAAAGCUACACCACCUGCAGGCCUUACUGCUAGGGAUGCUGAUGGGGCCCUUGCAUGUCAUAAUCAACAGCCCUGGAAUUGUGGACCCUGCACCCAGGCAGGCUCAGUGCCUUGCUGCUCGCUAAUGGGUAAAAGAUAAGGAAGAUCUGCGGGAGGAUGGUGCUAGGAUGUUGUAUGAAGAGUUCCAGAGAGUGAAGGAGCAGACACGGCCGGGCACGAGACUGGACUUAGACACAGCUCACAUCUUCUGUCAGUGGCAGUG
Molecule: messenger RNA, 2771 nt
Organism: Prionailurus viverrinus (fishing cat)
Lineage: Eukaryota; Metazoa; Chordata; Mammalia; Carnivora; Felidae
Gene: ASTE1
Product: asteroid homolog 1
Exons: 5
Coding region: 1069-2634 (521 amino acids)
Molecular function (GO): nuclease activity
Source: RefSeq, a predicted model, not a curated record